UGCCCAUAGCCGCGGGGGCGCGCCGUGCUGGCCCCGCCCCUGGCUCCGCCCGCCUGCCUACGCCGAAUCCGCGAGCUCACCUCCGGUGUCGCUGCAGUGUCACCCGCAGGCUCGCAGUUUCAGACGGUGGCUCGCGCCAGGCAUGGCGAAAGGUUGUGCUCAUCAUGGCCCUGCGACACUAUACCCUGGACGUGCGCCUCUCCGCGCCAGCCGACUCUCCCUCCAUUGUACGUGGACUUCAGACCAUUUUCCAGGAGCAGGAGAUGACAGAGACUGUUCAUAACACGGAAGGCCAUGGAUACCUGGCGACCUUCAUCGGCAAGAAUGGCAGGUUCCUCAUCCUCCGCAUCCUUUCCCAUGGGCUGGUGACCUUUGACCUGCAGUGCAGUGAAGGAGAUGAUCUUGCACACGUGGACCACCUGCUUGACUCGCUGGAGGCUAAGUUGAAGACUCUUCUGCACGGCACCAUCAAUAGGAUGAAGAGACUGCCGGCGCUACAGCGAGGCGCAGACGUGGACCGCUACUGGCCCACAGCAGACGGGCGCCUGGUGGAGUACGACAUUGACGAGGUCGUGUAUGAACAGGAUUCCGACUACCAGAACAUCAAGAUCCUGCAUUCGAGCCAGUUUGGGAACAUUCUCAUCCUCAACGGGGACGUCAACAUGGCCGACAGUGACUUGGCAUACACGCAGGCCAUCAUGGGUGGGGGCCGGGAGCAGUAUGCUGGGAAGGAGGUUCUGGUGCUUGGAGGAGGCGAUGGAGGGAUCCUGCAUGAGGCUGUCAAGCUCAAGCCCAAGAUGGUCACCAUGUUUCACAUCGACCAGCUGGUGAUCGAUGGCUGCCGGAAACACAUGAGGAAAACGUGCGGAGAUGUGCUGGACAGCCUGCAGGGAGACUGUUACCAGGUGCUGGUGGAGGACUGCGUUCCUGUCCUGAAGAAAUUCGCAGAAGAAGGAAGGAUGUUUGAUUACGUAAUCAACGACCUGACAGCGGUACCCAUUUCCACAGCGCCGGAGGAAGAUUCAACAUGGGAGUUCCUGCGUCUGAUCCUCGAUCUGUCAAUCAAAGUGCUGCGGCCUGAUGGGAAAUACUUCACACAGGGGAACUGUGCAAACCUGACAGACUCCCUGCUGGAGUACGAGGGGCUGCUGGGACGGCUGUCCUGCCCUGUGAGCUUCUCCAAAGAGGUGGUGUGCGUCCCCUCCUACAUGGAGCUAUGGGUAUUCUACACUGUGUGGAAGAAGUAGACCCCGUCCUCCCACCCUAUUGGUGUGGCCGGGGCGUGGUGGAGGUGUGGUUUAGGGGCUGUGCCUGCUUCUUCUGCCUGGUUGCCCUAUGGCCACUCGUGCUGUUUUUCUUCCUUUGUGUGUGUGUGUGUGUGUGUGUGUGUGUGUGUGAGCGUGUGUGAGCGAAUGAAAGGACGGUUUGGGUUUUUAAGAGGUUUUUACUGUUGCGGUACUGCAGAAUGUACCUUGUGUUCCUGCUGGGCGGGGCUGUCCUGCGGGUGCCUGUCUUCACACUCUGGCUGAAAUCAGUUGACUCCGCCCACUGCAUGGAGCACAAGGCCCCUUUUGUUUCUGGUGCGUGGUUUUGCUGGAUGGAGGCGCAUCUGUCUGUCUCUCCCUGUCCGUCUGUCUCGGGGUCAAGUGGCUGGCUUUGAGGCCCUCCUCUCGGCCACCGCUCCGCCCCGUGAGGCAAAGCAGGCCGCAGACACCUGACGCCCCCUCCCUAUAUUUAAUUAUCUUUUUUUUCCUCUCUUUUUAAUCAUCUGAGCGGGUGUAGUGGGUUAUUUUUUUAGUGUUUUUAGUGUUUUUGCUUCUGUUGUCCCGACAAGACGGUGACUCUGAUUUAGGUUUGAUCUGUAAACGGACUGCACUGAUCCCUUGAUAUGGGCGUGUUCUAAGCAUGUUUCAAAGGGAAAAUGACGGCCUUGCCUUCCCGCUGAGAGGCUGUUUGUGACGCUGCACAGGAGUACAGAGUCCUUCCCCCCAAGCUGAGCCUUGCUGUUUGUCUGUCUCCUCUCCUUCUCUUCCCUUCACGCUCUGACCCCCAGAUGGGUGCCUCUCUUCCUCUGCCUCUUGUUUUUUCUGCCGUGGCCAUGCUCAGAGGUGGGGAGGCCCCACAGCUGGAUGGGCCGAGCUGAGUAUGGUUUAUGGGGGGGUCACGCUGCAGGUGGGAGACCUCUAGGGGCGUCCUCUGUGGCAGGGCAGGUAUCCGAGGGGUCAGACUGCUUCCCGAGCCUGCCACAUCCUACUGCACCGACAGACGCUCUGUCAGACCCCAGCUGCUUGGCAACCACCUGCUCCCCCGCUCAUGACCCCCCCCCAACCCAGAAUGCCCUGGGGGUAUCUGCACAGGAUGGGAGCUGUGUGCCUGAACACAUGUGCUGCAGUGACCGAGUCAGUGGGGCUGCACCUCUCCACAUGUGUGACAUCUAGACCUGUAUCACGACGUGGGGGUGGGCAGAUGGUAGUGGGGGGGCACGUACUGCCACCAGCUGCUGGGACCCCUGGUGGUGUGACUAGGGACACAGAGGCCCUUGGGCUGCAGGAGCAGCUCUCCCAGGAGCUUCCAAUCACAUUACGCGGAGAAUGAAUGGCACUUUAGAUAACGUGAAUCUCCUGGCAGCCCUGGAAAACCACCUGAGGGCUCGUUUGCUGGCUCUGCUCACCUCCGCCACCUCCUGGCCUGUUCCAUGUCACCUCGCUUUGCUCUGCCGCCCGCUCAUUGGGUGUCCCACCAGUGUCACGUCCCUAUCCUUUUAAGUGGAUGUGUGUGUCUUCGAGGCCAUGGAUCCUGUCUUUAUUUGCACUGCCCCCGGUGUGGCACCACCCAUCACCCACCUUAAUGAGCCCCUUGAGCCCGGCAUGUUAACGCCUGAGACGCUGAAUGUGUAACGCCGCUGUCUGCCCGGGCUGCGGCCGCACCAUCAUCGCCUGUGCGCUCAGUGUGAAGGGAAGGCCGUCUGUCUGUUAUUAAAUGACUAUGUUUUGUCUGUGAAGGCUGUGCUUCCACCAAAGUGAAGGAUGCUGGGAGACUGUGGGCAUCUUGGGUCUGAUCUGCACUGCUGGAUGAAUAAAUAGUUCAAUAAAGAGAGUGUGGUUCAAA
Messenger RNA from Brienomyrus brachyistius, 3108 nucleotides. RefSeq names its product spermine synthase (gene sms). Gene Ontology annotation, biological process: spermine biosynthetic process. Gene Ontology annotation, molecular function: spermine synthase activity. The record is from RefSeq and is a predicted model, not a curated record. NCBI's taxonomy places the organism in Eukaryota, Metazoa, Chordata, Actinopteri, Osteoglossiformes, Mormyridae. Bases 165 to 1247 code for a protein of 360 amino acids. The transcript is spliced from 11 exons.